ACUCCCCUGUUUCCCUCAACGAAUCAAUCUCAACUCUCUCUCUCUCUCUAGAUCUGUCUCACUCUCGAUCGAUCUCUAUAUCUGUGAAAUUGUUGAGGAUUUGUGUAAUACUUACAAGUUUGUCGAAGAUUAUAUCAAUGGCUGAAGGUAAAGACGCUCACGUGCUGGAAAUUCCGGUGGUGGAUGAGGAGCAGCGCUGCCGCCACAGAUCGGGUUGUACGGCGGCGAUGCGGAUCCAUCCGCUGGCGGAGAUCUCGCGCAGCCCGGGGCACUUCCUCCUGCUGAAGCUGUGGCAGAGGGAGGAGGAUCUGUUCGGGAGGAGAAUGUCGAAAAAGGAAUCGCGGAUGGACUCGAUCCGGAGCGAGAUCUUCCACCUCUGCACUCAAUUCUUCCUCUUCCACGGCGUGUUCUUCACGAUCCUCUUCGCAUCGUCGCCGCAGGAGAGGUGCGGCGAGUGGUGGUUUCCGACGCUGCUGUCGGGGAGCGCGUCGGCGGCGAUCGCGUUCAUGGUGCACUGCAAGCUGUGGAGGUUCUGGAAGGUGGAAGGGCAACUGCAGAGGGAGCGUGCGGAGGCUCGUGCGCUGACGCGGUGCGUGCAGGAGCUGAGGAUGAAGGGCGCGAGCUUCGAUCUGAGCAAGGAGCCGAACAGGGGGAAGCGGUUGAAAAGCUCCAGCGUGGAGAUCAAGUGGGGACCACUCACGUGGUGCUCUCGCUACAGAGUCACGCUCCUCCUCGUCUCCUUCGCUGGAUUGGCGCUGCCUUCCUGCAGAUUCGUGCUCUGCGCCUGAUUGAUUGAUUUCGCUAGGGCACAAAAAGGAAUGAAGCUCUCUAGGUCCGAAUAUUCUGCUCCAUCUCUGAGAUGGAGAGAAGGAGAGUGUUUCAGUUGGAGAAAAUGGGAAGCAUUUUGUUGUGAUUUUGGAGCAAGUUAGCAACACUGCUUGUGUUCUGUUUCUUAAGUUCAUGGAGUAUAAAUUUAGGCUAUAAAAUCUCUAUUUUUUCAUGUAUUCUAUUCUUUGAUUCUUUCCAAUAAUAGAAAAUUGCAUUGAAUUUA
Messenger RNA from Salvia splendens (bonfire salvia), 1051 nucleotides. RefSeq lists its product as uncharacterized. Bases 138 to 788 code for a protein of 216 amino acids. The transcript has 2 exons. The record is from RefSeq and is a predicted model, not a curated record. NCBI's taxonomy places the organism in Eukaryota, Viridiplantae, Streptophyta, Magnoliopsida, Lamiales, Lamiaceae.